UCUCUGUGCUCUGGUAGGUCCACAAUGGUACAGCCAGCAUCUUGCAGCACAAUGGUUGCAAGGUGGUGAGCUGGGGGAGAGUGAUUCAGCAUCAGCAGACCUCGGUUCCGUCCACUUCUGCUUUAUUUCUUUUCUCCCAUCGCAUUUCUUUGUAUAGGUAGACAUUUAUAUAUAUUUUUUUCUAAUUUAUUUUACUCCCUCUUCGCCAUCUUUAUGAACGUUUUCACUGAGACUUCAACGCGCAAUGGCAACGUUUCCCGUCGGGAUGUUUUGAAAAGGACUGACUCCGGACUGGGAUCGUCAUCAGCUGGCACGGAAUGGUAUUUAUGAGCAGACAUUUCUUAUAUAACUGCAGCCAACCAGUCCUGGAUGUAAAGAUAGCCUUUUGUCAGGUGUGUGUUCCUUACAGGUAAAAAAGGGUUUUGGAAAACAAGUGGAUGUGUCAUAUAUUGCCAAGCAUUACAACAUGAGCAAAAGCAAAGUGGACAACCAGUUCUACAGCGUGGAAGUGGGAGAUUCCACCUUCACAGUUUUAAAACGUUUCCAGAAUUUAAAGCCCAUUGGCUCCGGAGCUCAGGGAAUUGUGUGUGCGGGCUAUGACGCUGUCUUGGACAGAAAUGUAGCCAUCAAGAAGCUGAGCAGACCCUUCCAGAACCAGACCCACGCCAAGAGGGCAUACCGGGAGUUGGUGCUCAUGAAAUGCGUCAAUCACAAAAAUAUUAUCAGUUUAUUAAAUGUCUUCACACCACAGAAAUCAUUAGAGGAAUUCCAGGAUGUCUACCUAGUGAUGGAGCUGAUGGAUGCCAACUUGUGCCAGGUGAUUCAGAUGGAGCUUGACCAUGAGAGAAUGUCCUACCUGCUCUACCAGAUGCUGUGCGGUAUCAAACAUCUGCACUCAGCCGGAAUCAUUCACAGGGAUCUCAAACCAAGCAAUAUAGUUGUGAAGUCAGACUGCACCCUGAAGAUCCUGGACUUUGGCCUAGCUCGGACUGCGGGCACCAGUUUCAUGAUGACCCCUUAUGUUGUGACUAGAUACUACAGAGCCCCAGAGGUCAUCCUGGGAAUGGGCUACAAAGAGAACGUGGAUAUUUGGUCGGUGGGGUGCAUUAUGGGAGAAAUGGUGCGCCACAAAAUCCUUUUCCCUGGCCGGGACUACAUUGACCAGUGGAACAAGGUGAUCGAGCAGCUGGGCACGCCCUCGCCAGAGUUCAUGAAGAAGCUUCAACCCACAGUGAGGAACUACGUGGAGAACCGGCCAAAGUACGCGGGCCUCACCUUCCCCAAGCUCUUCCCCGACUGCCUUUUCCCCGCCGACUCUGAGCACAACAAACUCAAAGCGAGCCAGGCCAGAGACCUGCUGUCUAAGAUGCUGAUCAUCGACCCCGCUAAGCGGAUAUCGGUGGACGAGGCCUUACAGCACCCCUACAUCAACGUGUGGUACGAUCCAGCCGAGGUGGAGGCGGCCAGAGAUCUCAUCCAAAUAUCCAUGCCUCCACCUCAGAUCUACGACAAGCAGCUGGAUGAGAGAGAACACUCCAUUGAUGAAUGGAAAGAACUAAUCUACAAAGAGGUGAUGAACUUUGAGGAGAGAACGAAGAAUGGCGUUGUGAAGGGACAACCUUCACCUUCAGGUGCAGCCGUGAACAGCAGCGAGAGCCUCCCUCCCUCCUCCUCCAUCAACGACAUCUCCUCCAUGUCCACCGACCAGACCCUGGCCUCAGACACUGACAGCAGCCUGGAGACCUCUGCAGGACCCCUGGGGUGUUGCAGGUGACUAGCCGCCUGCCUGCGCAACCCCAUGUUCUUCCGAAGGUGAAGACCGAAAUGUCCAACGUGAAAACACCAGGAAAAAAAAAAAAAGAAAAAGAGAAAAGGAGUAAAGAUCAAAAUUAAUAUAUUAAGAACAAAAAAAAAUAAUAAUGUGAGUUAUGGAAACACAGAAUCUGAAAUGAAGAAAUCUAAAAAGCCUGUGCAUUGUCAUUCAAAAACAGCAGUGGUAUUUAAACUGAAGUAAAUGGGCUGAUAUGUUAAUGAUCCUCUAGUUGCUUUGCUUAUAUUACCCCACCCCCAACGCCCCUCCACAUAUCUUGUAUAUGGCAUCCAAACAAACAUGACCAAGUGCUUAGACUUGCAUCUCCUGCAAAGUGCAUAUUGGCUGGCUGCUGGUCUCCCAACUCCUUACAGAAGCAUUGUGGCAAGGUGGCCCCUCCCCUUCCUUUCCCCUGUUCAACUCUCAUUUAAUUACACUGCUGUAUUUUGACCCCUAAGCUUUGUAUGAGACACCCCCCCACCCACCCACCCACCCACCCAUCCCCAAAUGUAAGGUUGCCUGAUUUGUGUGUUUUUAUGUGGUAAUUCUGCAGGGAUAUGUAGUCGUUCUCACCCAGAGCGACGCCCCCUCUCCCUCCCCUCUUUUCCCUCCCCUUCCCUUAGCUAAUUGUAAAUAUUGUAAUUCUGUACAGCUGAAGGGCAGAUGGAGUGGGACUGAUGGCCAGUACACUGGGAGUUUUUUUUCUUUCUGACUUGCGCACCUUGCCACAUCAUCGCUAUCCACCUCAGUUGCCCCUGCCUAUCGCUGUAGUCCUGCAUGGUUAGAGUUAAACAAUGCUAAUCUCACUGUAUGCUAAAAUGAGUCUGUAUAGAGACUUUUGUUUAUAUACGAUGUAAAUUAACUCAACUCCAGACGUGGUGGGGAGGCGGAGGACGCGUGGGCGUGGGUGCUGGUGAACCACAGGCUGUUAAAGGGUCGGCGCGUGUUCGUAUUUCAGUUGUUUCGAUUGUUCUCAGACUCCUUAAGAUGACUUUUAAGAAGUCUGGUCUGCGUGUUAAGGCCCUUUUGUUUUCCCUGGCAACAUACGACGAAGGGUCCCCCCACCCCUCCAACACAACACGGGCUGGCCAACAGCCCUGCAUGUCAUUGUGUACCAUUAACUCCUCACAGGCACAGGAGGUGGGCGUGUUUCACUGUGUGGCGUAACCACGAAACAGACUAUUCCUAUUUAUUUGACUCUUUAAAAGCAGAGAUCUCUUUUAGAGCGGGACACAAGAAGCAGGAAGUCUAAAGGCAGGCGAUGAGUGUUAACUUUGUAGCAAUGACUUGUUUUCUCAUUUUUACUACAUGCACACACACACAAAAAAGAAAUUUAACAUUGUAGAACUGGACAGAGGCCACAGGUGCUGGAUGGUUUAUUUAUUGAUUAAUUUAUUUUGAUAGAAGGAGUCUGAAUAUGGCAAGUGCCUUUUGGAAUGAAGCAUCGCAGGUACAGAAGUGAUAUUAAUAUUUAUUUAUUUUUUAGUGUUUUUUCCUCUGCUUCUUCUCGUUCUGCCUUAACAUCUAUCCAUACAGUUUUCCUCCAAUGGUUUGACUUAAAAAAAACAAAAAAAACACUUUUUUAUUUAUUUUUUAUUUUUUAUUUAUUAUAAACUUUUUAUUUCUCCUGCAAAGAAAAUAGAUAAAACCUUGUAACCAGAAUCAACUGGAUCAUUAGCAGACAAAUACUUCCAUUCAUUGUUUUACAUUGAACAUUGCGGCGGCAUCGCAGCUGCUUUGCAAUCGAACACAUUGUAAAAAAGAUGCAAAGUAAGUUCGGCUGAUAUUCCUGUUGCUCCCAUAACUCUCCCAUCGUAGUAUUUUUAACUAAUGCCACUCUUUGCUGCGUACACAACGGUUAACUGCUACCAGCCAUGGCUUUCUUUAACGCUUCAGACUAAACUGAAUCUAACUUAAAACCAAGCAGGUGUAUUCUUUCUGUAUUAUUAGUUUAAAGUUAAGUUAGUUUAAAAGAAAGUUUCAUUACUUUCCUCCAAUAUUUUGGUUUUUGUUUCAGGCUUGGUGGAUCCACAGACAAACGCCUGUUGUUGAAAGGUUUAAGAAGCUAAAUCAGGUAUAGUCAUCAUAAUAAAAUAGACGACGUGUUUCAUGUGUUUUAUCAUUUGACAAUUAGGUACAUUAAAACCUACAAAAAAAAAAUAAGGUUUUUAGAUGAAGGACACAUUUAAUAAGACCCAUGGUACUGGCUCAUAUUUAAGAUAAGAUAAGAUAAUCCAAGGAAAAGUAAAAAUAGCCAAUUAAACAGAGGAGUAGGUAAAUAAAUACGGUGUACCGGGAUAAAGGUUGAAAUCCAGGCCUAACGUUAAGAAGAUUUUUUUCUUAUCACGUCAUUCAGCCGUCGUCAGUUUUAGCUGCAGCAGAUCUUCCUCCUUCUCCUCUUUUCAAGUCUCAGCCCACCUUAUUUCUGCACACACGAUCUGUCAUAGCCCGCCCUCCCUUUUAAAUUACUUGACAAAAAGCUACUCUGUUAACACUCUUUUCCGCCUGUGACUCGUGUACAGCGAACCACACACACACACACAGACACACACACACACACACACAGACAGACUAACAGUACCUUCACAGAGCUAAGAGGGUAGCUGAGGGCGGCGUCUCCAGGAUAAGCUACGGCUAGCUUGGCUUUCUGUGCGGGGUCUGGCCAGGGCAACAAUCUUUCAAACAACAAAACAGGGUGCAACUUUAAAAAUUCUUCGUUUUGUUUUUUGUUUUUUUUCUUCUUCUUGUUUUCCAACGGGGUCUGGAGUGUUUGAGUCGACCCCCUUACGCCACAAACACACACACACACACACCAAGUACCGUUGGAGUUUUUCUACAGGGCAUUUUAAACCAUCCCAAUACUGUGUUUCUCUGUAUCUUUACAUGCUUUACUGACACAUGUUAAUGUCUUUUCUGUUUUCUGAAUGUUGGAUCUUUUUAUAUCCCUCCAGACAAUAAGUAAUUGUGAUUGAAUAUAUAUAUACAUAUAUAUAUAUAUAAACAAAAGGUGCUUGUUAGGGGCACCUUAUGUAGAGGAACCAUCAGCUGGGUGGUCAGCACUGAAUGUAGAAGUGAAUGAUUUCAGAGUCAGGCGCGUCGCUGCUGCUCUGCCCACCGGUGUGUGUGACUUCAAACCAACCAGCAUUCAACGCUAACUGUAUGUAAGGUUGAAGCGGAAGAGGUGAUCCGGUGUCUGGAUAAGUUAUUUUCCAGCAUGUUUGUUUGUUUGUUUGUUUGUUUCUUUAUAUAAAAUCUUUUUUUGUGUGUGCGAUUGCUUUUGAGGAUGUUGGCGAAGAGUCGCCGCAGUAGUUGAUGAUGUGUGUUUUCAUCAUGUUCAGUCACACUUUUAAAGAAAUGUGUCACAACUGUUAAUUGUUUCUUUUUUUUUUAAUCUGUUUUGGGUUCAGGAUCGGUACAAAUCACGUCCGUUAGCCAUUCAUUUCUAAUCUCGUUUGUAAUUUGUAAUGUCUGGACUCGUCAUUCAGCCAUAAUAAUAUUGCCAAUAUGAAGAAAAUAAUUCCAUCCGAGACGUUAGGGUGCAUCUCUUAGUCGGCUGUGCCAGCAUCAAAAUCUUUGGACUCAGCGCAGGUGAAUCCCCGACUUAUUAAUUUUCACUUUUCACUGUAAAUAAAAACAAUCCAACGACGCAAUAAACUCUUUAUUGCACUCAGACAGGGAGGCAAGCUACUUCAAGGGUCAGGCAGGUGAUGCUAAAAAAAAAAACAAAAAAAAAAACGUUUCGAGUCUUAAAUGUGGAACUCUGCAAUGAUGAAACCCUGUAUAGCUCAUCUGAAUCAGGUGACGUUGUUCUUCGGUUCUUUUCUGAUUCCUUCUCUCUCUCUCUCUCUCUCUCUCUCUCUCGUUUCUUUUACUCCGUGCUGUUUUAAAAAUCGAAUCAUUCUUUUGACAUUGUCAGGUUGAGAAACAAACAAAAAAAAAACAUCAUAAAAGGGAAAAAAAAAGAGAAAAAAAAAGAGAAAUUGUAUCUGUUUCACGCUGAUCUCAAAAAGCUUCAGGCUCUAGCGUUUCAAAGUAAAGUCAAAAAAACAAAAUGCAGAUGAAAAAAAAAAUUUACUGAAAGCUGUUACUGUAAACACGACAUUUUAAAGGAACUGUGUAUGUAAAAAUAGUAUAUGUAUGUGAUUGAAAAUAAACAAAACCUUUGAUCUUGGA
Molecule: messenger RNA, 5983 nt
Organism: Mugil cephalus (flathead mullet)
Lineage: Eukaryota; Metazoa; Chordata; Actinopteri; Mugiliformes; Mugilidae
Gene: mapk10
Product: mitogen-activated protein kinase 10
Exons: 14
Coding region: 467-1774 (435 amino acids)
Biological process (GO): JNK cascade; protein phosphorylation
Cellular component (GO): nucleus; cytoplasm
Molecular function (GO): ATP binding; JUN kinase activity
Source: RefSeq, a predicted model, not a curated record